Stegodyphus dumicola is the source of this 8531-nucleotide messenger RNA. RefSeq names its product msps cytoskeleton-associated protein 5 (gene msps). Gene Ontology annotation, molecular function: microtubule plus-end binding; microtubule plus end polymerase activity. Gene Ontology annotation, biological process: microtubule polymerization; spindle organization; establishment or maintenance of microtubule cytoskeleton polarity. NCBI's taxonomy places the organism in Eukaryota, Metazoa, Arthropoda, Arachnida, Araneae, Eresidae. The record is from RefSeq and is a predicted model, not a curated record.
GUCUGUCUGGAUAAGCAGCGCCAACUCUCUGUUAUUAUAAAAAUGAAUGACGGUUAGCGCUGUCAAGUUUAUCGGCGAAAAUCUGGCAAUACUGAUUAAUGCAGUUCAAAAUUAUUCUUUUUUAAUAAGGUAGCAGCUAGUAUAAUAUUGUAGUAUAUAAACACGAUUAUUAAUGUUACUGCCUGAAUUCUUUUAAGAAUUUUGGAAUUUUUUCACUUGGCAACUCACUAAAGUUAGGCUUAGCAGCGCGAAUUGCGCAUCUCCACAAGACGACGCAUCCGGUUAACGUGCUGUCCCAAGACAACGCUUUGGUAACAGAGAUGCCCGUCGUGAACGGUUAAGGUUCUUGACAAAUGAGCCUUAUCACACUCCAAUAAGACAAGCAAGGGAUUCAAGUCGAGUUUUUGUAAAAAAAUGGAGGAAGAAAAUGAUUUUUUGAAAUUAUCCAUUGAAGACAGGUGCCAACACAAGUUAUGGAAAGCAAGAUUAAGUGGUUAUGAGGAUGCUGCCAAAUUGUUCCGGACACAGGAUGAUGAAAAAAGUGCAGAAUUCAUGAAAUAUUUGGGUUUGUUGAAAAAAUUUGUUAUUGAUAGCAAUGCUGUGGCACAAGAGAAAGGCUUAGCAGCAGUAUUGGCAUUUAUAGAGAAUGCAGCAUGUGCUUCCAAGACAGUUAGUGAUGUAAUGAGUGGACUUGUAAGUAAAUGUUUUUCUUCACCUCGGGCAAAAACUCGGGAACUAGCUCUUGAAAUAGUUUUAAUGUAUAUAGAGAUAGAAAAACAAGAUGUAGUUUUAGAAGAAUUGGUGAAAGGACUUGAAAAUAAAUCACCUAAAGUUGUAUCAGCAUGUGUAAUGGCAUUACAUGAAUCCUUGCAUUUAUUUGGUUCUCAAGUCAUUACCGUGAAACCUCUCGUUAAAGUCUUGCCAAAGCUUUUAGAAGAUAGAGAUAAAAGUGUGCGAGAAGAGUCAAAGCUUUUGUGUAUUGAAAUAUAUCGGUGGGUGGGAGAUGCUAUUAAACCACAGUUGCAGACAUUAAAACCUGUUGCGCUUACUGAAUUAGAAAAUGAAUUUCAAAAAGUUGGAGGUGAAAGAAUAUCACCUACUAGGUUUUUAAAAUCUCAACAAGAAAAGAUGGCCAAACAGAAAGAAACCUAUGGUGAAGCAGCAGAGGAAAUGGAAGAUUUGGAAGAAAAUGCUCCUGUACAAGUUGAUCCUUAUGAUUUAAUGACAGAAGUUGAUAUUCUUUCAAAACUACCCAAAAACUUUUAUGAACAGUGUGAAGCCAAAAAAUGGCAAGAGCGUAAAGAAGUUCUUGAAAUCUUAUUGCAGUUAACAACAAAUGUUAAAUUAGAACCUGGUGAUUAUGGUGAUCUUGUUCGGACAUUGAAAAAAUUCAUUACUAAGGACUCUAAUGUUUUAGUAGUUGCUUUGGCAACUAAAUGUUUAACAAACCUUGUUCUUGGUCUAAGGAAAAAAUUUCAGCCAUAUGCUUCAGCAUGUGUUCCAGCAAUAUUCGAGAAAUUUAAAGAAAAGAAGCAAAAUGUUGUAUCAGCUCUUCGUGAAGCUAUUGAUGCACUAUAUAGUAUUAGUUCUUUAGAAAUAAUGCAGGAAGACAUUCAGACUGCACUGGAUAGUAAAAAUCCUCAAGUGAAAGCUGAAACUUGUUCUUUUCUAACACGUUGCUUUUCUGCAUGUUCUUCCACCCAGUUGAAUAAAAAACUGCUUAAAGCAUUUACAGUGUGUCUGUUAAAAACACUUAAUGAUACUGAUUCUGCUGUCAGAGAGAAUUCUGCUGAAGCUCUAGGUACAGCUCUAAAAGUUGUUGGGGAACGUACUAUGUCACCAUUUCUACAGGAAGUUGAUGCAAUCAAAAUGGGUAAAAUUAAAGAUUUUUGUGAUAAAGCUGUGGUAACAGCCAAAACUGUGGCAGUUGUUGAGAAGAAGCCUGUUUCAGCACCUGUAAAACCAAGUGUUGUAAAAGUAAUGCCUGAAGAAACAGUUAGCAAGUCUGCUAGUGGAGGAAUUAAAAAACCUGCUUCUGCUGGUCCUGUCAAAACUAAGGUUGCUACUGCGUCCUCACGUGUUGUAAGGUCCGGAGCUAAUAAAAAAGGAGUUGGUGACACCAUUGAACCUGAAUUCAAGGAACAAGAACUUUCAGAGGAAGAAGUUUUGGCUCAAGCUGCUGCUAUCUUACCUGAUCAUGUAAUAGCUGGUUUAAGUAGCUCUAAUUGGAAAGACAGAUUAGCUGCUGUAGAGAAAUUUUUUGAAGUUGUUUCAGCUAUGGAAAAAGGAAACAUACCUGCACAAGUUCUUAUAAAAUUAUUGGCUAGAAAACCUGGCUUUAAAGAGAAUAACUUUCAGAUUUUGAAACUUCGAUUUGAAAUCUUAACCUAUAUUGCUGAAAACGCACAGAUAUCUCAUACUGCAAUUGAAAGUUGUUUGUCUGAUAUAGUUGACAAAAUUGGAGAUGCUAAGAAUGGUGGAUAUGCCGGAUCAGCUUUGACUGCUCUGGCAGGAGCAACUAGUCUUGAAUAUAUAAGCCUUGAAGUUUUAAACUUAGCCUUUAACCAAAGAAAUCCAAAAAAUCAAUCGGAAGCUUUACUUUGGAUGUCCAAUGCAAUUAAGUUAUUUGGCUUAAGAAUUCAGAUGAAAGAAGUUAUAGAUCAUCUGAAAAAAGCUUUUUCUUCAACUAAUCCUGGUGUCAGAAAUGCUGCAUUAUCUCUUAUUGGAGUAAUGUAUAUGUAUGUAGGAAAACCUCUCCGAGCUUUCUUUGAAGAUGAAAAGCCAGCUUUGUUGCAACAGAUAGAUUCUGAAUUUGAUAAAAUAAAAGAUGCAAAACCUCCCGUUCCAGAAAAAGGAAAGUCUGCCAAAUUAUCUGGAUCUGGAGAUGCUACAGAAUGUUCAAAAUCAAACGCCCAAGUUAAUCUUUCAGAUAUGAUGCCUCGGGUUGAUAUAAGUAAUCAGAUUACUUCUCAAUUACUGUCUGAUCUAUCAGAUAAAGACUGGCAUUUACGAAGUGAUGCUUUGCAGAAAAUUUCCAAUAUCAUUAGUGAAGCAAAAUUUGUAUCUCCAAACUUAGGAGAUUUACCUAAUGCACUGCGACCUCGAUUAGCAGAUACAAACAAAAAACUUGCAUUGCAGGCUUUAAACAUAUGCCAAAUGCUAGGUACAUCCUUAGGGAGCAACUGUUCAAAGCAAAUACGAAAUUUUGCACCAGGAAUACUUAUAUGUCUUGGAGAUAACAAAGCUCAUGUCAGAGCUGCUGCUCUUCAGUGUCUAAAUUCAUGGAUGGAUCAAUGCCCAUUGGCGAAUUUAUUCGAAGGUGAGAUGAUUUAUGACGUUCUCCGAACAGAUAAUCCCUUUUUAAGGAUUGAACUCUUUUCGUGGUUAACAGAGAAAAUGACAACUGUUACAUCAUUACCUGCAGCUGAUUUAAAUAUCUGCUUACCUGUUUUAUAUACUUGCUUAGAAGAUCGUAAUGCUGAUGUGAGAAAGAAAGCAUCAGAGUGCAUUUUACCUUUUAUGAUGCAUGUUGGUUAUGAAUCCAUGGCUAGAGCUACAACAAAACUAAAACCUGCCUCAAAAGCAACUGUUAUGUCUCAGUUGGAGAAAGCUCGCCAGAGUCUACCAGAAAAACCUAGCAGUAAACCUAAACAAUCUAAAAGCUCAGUUCCCUUGCCAAGUGAAAGAACAUCACCUCCUCAGACGGUUAGUAAUGAAGAUGCUGUAAAAGGUAAAUUGCAUCGUAGUACAUCUAAAUCUAAACUUGCUUUGAAAACUCCAGGAACUAGCAAAGGAAAAAAAGAAGAAGAAAUUGAUAUAUCACCACCUCUUGUAGCUAACAAUAUGAAAGAUCAAAGGUUGUUAGAUGAAAAAGCUUUAAAAGUCUUAAAAUGGAAUUUCACUAAUCCUAGAGAAGAAUUUUACAUUCAGUUGAAAGAUCAAAUGAUUGCUGCAAACUGGAGUAAAACAUUAAUUUCUCACUGUUUUCACAAUGAUUUUAAAUUUCACAUAAAGGCUAUUGAUUUGCUAAUUGAGUCACUUGAGAACAGUGUGGAAGCAUCUGCAGCAAACUUAGAUCUAAUAUUGAAAUGGCUUGCUUUGAGAUUUUUUGAUACGAAUCCUAGUGUUUUAAUCAAAAGUUUAGAAUAUUUAUUAGCAUUAUUUCGAUCACUUUUAAGUAUAAAUUAUCGCUUAUUAGAAGCUGAAGCUGCAUCUUUUGUUCCUUAUCUCAUUCUAAAAAUAGGUGAUCCAAAAGAUGCUGUCCGUAAAGGAGUUAGAGAAAUUAUUAAAGUUAUUGGUAAAAUUUAUCCAUAUAGUAAAAUGUUUUCUUAUAUAAUGCAAGGAUUAAGUUCAAAAAAUGCAAGGCAACGAGCAGAAUGCCUUGAAGAAUUAGGUUCGAUGAUAGAAUCGUAUGGUUUAAAUGUCUGUCAGCCAUCCCCAGCAAUAGCUCUGAAGGAAAUUGCUCGUCAGAUAUCAGAUCGUGACAACAGUGUAAGAAAUGCAUCCUUGAAUUGUGUUGUGCAAGCUUAUUUCAUUGAAGGUGAAAAAAUAUAUAAAUAUGUCGGGCAACUUUCUGACAAAGAUAUGAGCUUACUGGAAGAACGUAUUAAACGUAGUGCUAAAACUAAAAGCAUGAAACCAGUAGAAAAUACACCUGUGAUCACUCAAAAGUUUAGUGCUUCACAAUCUAUGAAUAACACUUUUGGACCAGCAGAAGAUGAGCCUAAGGUAUCAGAAGUAGUUGCUUCUGCUCAACCUUCUGGUCCUCUUCGACUUGAAACUGAGGACAUAGAGCAGAUGUUCAGACACAAGCAAACAGAAAUAAAAUUACCUGGUCUUGUACCAGUUAAUGCUGAUGAAAUACUCAGUUUACCUGACAUUCAGCUUCCACGAACAAGGCUGAGGCCACCAGCAUCUUCACUAAAAUUACUGAAUAAUUCAGCUGAAGCAAAUACUGCAGUUAAUCUCGUUAUGGCUCAGUUGGCUGCUCAGGAAAUUCCUGUUGUAGUUGAAGCAUUUGCUCAAGUUGAAGAAGUACUUAAACAAAGUGAACAAGCUAUUACAGUUUUGGGACCUAGAGUUGAUCAGUUAUUAGUUAUGGGAGCUAUGCAGUAUCGUUAUGCUCAUAAUAAACAUAUGGCAGAUGAAAAUAUUUGUAAAGCUGAUGUCAUUCGUUUGUACAGAUGUGUAACUGUGGCAUUAGUAACAUUAUUUGAAAAUCCUGUUUUGGCCAGAAAGGCUAGUAGAGAUGUUCUUAGGGAUCUAAUACCCCAUCUUCUUACUGUUAUGCUCGAUAACCGCUUGGAUGAUUUGCAAGAAGGUGCACAAGUAGUAAAAGUAAUUAAUGUUCUAAUAAUGAGAGUUCUUCAGAAAUCACACCCAACUCAUGUUUUAAGUGCUUUAAUAAAGCUUUUGCACGAUUGUGUUGGUAGUGCUAAUGUUUCAGACCGUUUCACUGAUUUGGUCAUGAAAUGCUUAUGGAAAAUGAUUCGAUUAAUUCGCCAUGUUAUAAAUGAUUUGAAUAUUGAUAGAAUUGUAUUAGAUAUUCAUGUGUUUUUAAAAACAUAUCCAUCUUCCACCUGGAAAGAGAGACGAGAUGACACCCCAAUAAGGACUAUCAAAACCAUUUUAUACAAGCUUGUUGAAAUUAAAGGCGAAGACAUUAUGAAACAUUUGUCAUUAAUAUCAGAUCGGCAAGAAUCAGAUUUGUUGAAUUAUUUGCAUAAGCUUCUUGAUAGAAUCAAAGAUGACAAUCGUAAAUCCUCUCAUAAAAGUACAGCACCUGAUGAUAAUGCAGGUGGGAAUCGUCACAAGCGAAGUAAAUCUUCCCCAUUAAAACUUUCAAAAUCCACUCAUGAAGCUCUCACUGAAAUAUUUAAAAAGAUAGGUAGUAAAGAACAAACCCAAGAAGGUCUUGCUGAAUUAUGUGAAUUUACCCAGAAACACCCUGAGGCCGACAUAGAACCAUAUUUACAAACAUCUUCAGAUUUUUUUCAGAAUUAUAUUCGUGAAGGCAUAAAGGAACUAAAAAAUAAAAAAAGUUCAAUGAAAUCUAAUGAAAGCUCCUCAUUAUUUAUGUCUAAGAAAUUUGAGGAAAUAGGGUGGAAUUCUAACCUCUCUACUAAUGAUAGUGUAUUUUCAAAAGAAAGAAUCCAAUCCCAGACAUGGGAAGAAAAAUUUCCACCAUUGCCCCCUCCAACAAUUGAUACCACACCAAUGGAUUUAGUUGAAUGGUUAAAGAAUGUUGUAGCUCGGCUAGGCAUGGAUACAUCAAACUACGAUAAUCCAGCUUUUUUAGAUAAAAUAGCUGGCAGUGAUGAACAGCUCACUGAUGUAGAAAUAGCCCAGAUAUCUUCAGAUAUUGAAAAAUAUAAAAAAAUAAUAAAUGAUCUUAAAAAUGACACUGGCUUAAAACUGAGUAGUUAAUUGUUUAAAAAAUGAAUCACGAAUUAUAACUUUGUUGCUUGCAGUUUAAUAUACAGUAAGAAUAUCUGUACAUGAUCUCUCUUCUGAUACUGUAGCUUAUGUUUUUGUAACAUUGUCUUAUAUCAAUGUAUGAUUUGUUUUAAUUUUAAAAUAAUUGAACCACAAUGGCUUUCUUUUCUGCCCUAGAAAUAGUUUGUAUGUAAAGAGUUUACUGAAUUAAAUAGCAAACUUUUUUUUUUAUAGUUUGACCAUAACCUGGGCCCAUUUUCUUCAUGGCAGUAUUAUUAUUGAAUCUAUUUCAAUUAAUGUAAUUAUUUUCAGAUACAAAUUUGAAUAAAUGUGUCUGAUUGCGAGAAUUUUCAACGUCUAUGUAAAUAUUGCAUUACUGUACAUUUUUGCUUGUCUAAUUUUGUGAAUAUGUUAUAUCACCAUUAAACAACUAAAUUUUUGAGGAAUAAAAAUGUUAAUUGCCAGUUUUGAUCAAAUGAGGAUAUUUGGAAUGUACUAACUAGCAUGUAUUUUUCUAAAUAAUUUUCAUAUUUGAAGUGCUAAAAAAAAGAAGGAAUUUUUGAAUUAAGUUCUGAAAAGUAUUUUAGCUAAAAUGUACAGUGAAUUUGAGAAUAAACUUAUCGUAUCUAUAAAAUAUUCCAUAAAGUUGUUAUUUGAAAUUUAUUCAUAAAUGAGCCUUUUCUUUCAAAGUGAUGCAAGUCCAUUUUAUAUUGUAUGGAGAUAUUUAAAGGUUUUUAUUUGAAUGGUUUGAAAAAUAUUGGUAUAUGCUAAUAUGCUCAUUUUAUGUUUUUUAAAAAUAUUAAAUUGAUUUAAAUUUAUUAUGUGAUAAUUUGUAAAGUAUUAGGUAAAAAAAAAAUAUAUAUAUACUUUUAAUGAACUUGAAUGGACGUAUACCUCUUUCAAAGUCAUCAAAAUGUGAAAAUCAUACAUUUAUGAAAUAUUAAAUAUGGGAUUUCAAUUAAUCAAAUCAAUUUUUUAUUAAAUAGAUAUUGCUUUCAUUAGAAUGAUUCCAAGAUUAUUUUUGGUUUCUAUUUAUUGGGAUGAUUUCUAUAAAAUAAUGAAACAUUAAAAUGUAAAAGGUAAUUAUCAAAAUAAAAGUUUAUUUUACAAAUACCUAUCUUAAUCACUGCCCGAUUCUAAGGUGACAUUAUCCAUUUUGAAUAUUACAUAAAAUGACACUUGUUAUAUAAAAUUAACAGUUGGUAAUUUUAGAGGUAAUCGUACUUAUUUACUCCAAGUUAAGUGCACAAACAAAACACAUUACUACGUAUUUUACUCUGCAAAAAAACGGACAAAUUACCAAAAUUCCAGUGAAAGAAUGAAAAUUUUUGUCAUUAAUAGUGUUACUACACACGUAAAAACGAAGUAGAGAAAUUAUGCAAUAUAAUUUUUGAAGUAAAUUUUUUCAUCUCUGCAGAAAGUGGACUUAACUACUUGCAAAGUAAUUAUAUUUGUAACUUAACUUACUAUGUAAAUUUAUAUUGACAAAAUGAUGAACAUUUUGAAGGAUUCUUUUGGGCAGGGGACUGUUUAUAGAUAAAAAGCUCAUAGCAGAUAGUAUUUAUUGUUAUUAACUAACUUUUGUCAAAACUGUGUACUUACACCACUUUCAAAGAAAAUGGCUCAAAUAAUAAUAAUAUUUUUGUUUUCUACUUAUUCAGAUUUUUUUUUUUAGAUUUCAGUUCAUGCAUUUUGUUAAACUGUUUUGAAUUUGAAAAGUUUUAGAAGUGCAUAAUCAGAAGUUUAUUUCUUAAUGCUAAUUUUAAUUAUGUAAAUUAUAUUUUUGAAAUUUAACAAGCAAUUAAUGUAAAAUAUUUUUAAGCAUAAGUUUUUAAUUGAUUUGUUUUUAAAUAUACAUUUUUGCAUCCCAUAUUUCUACAUCAAUGAUUAGGUGAUCAUCCUUCCAUUCUUCAUUUACUAUUGUAAUUAUCCUAGGUAUAAAUGUUAGCACUGAGAUUUUUCCAUUCUUAUCAUGUAACAUAUUACUUUGUGGAAAAUGUAUAUAACUAAUCUGUAGUAAAAAUAAAUAAAUCAGUCAGUAUUUAUAAUUUAUAUGAAAUAAGAGUUAUUCAUUAAACUUGCAAAGUUAUGAAAAA